ACGCGGUGGGACCAUGGCUACCUUGGGCCUCCGCCUCUACCAAAAGACAGAUCCCAAUUCAGAUUUUGCGAUCCUUCUAGAGAACAAAAAGACCAAAAACAGCUUGUUGUUUCAAGCGGGGACGGUCGCGACUCUGUCUCAGCCUGAGACAGAUGCAGUGCGAAGUGACCACUAUGGACGGGUGCUGGAUGCAUAUGGCUGCCUUGGGGUGCUGCAGGUGUGCCCACGGAUUUCAUGGGAAGGGGAGAACACGCAGCUGUACUUGGUAGUGGCAACAAAAUGUGUGCGAGUGUGCCUUAUCCAGGGCAGUGCCAUCUACCGCCUGCAGGAGAUUGACAUUGUCUCCCUCCACUCUAUGAGGCCAUCCAACUAUAAACCUCAGGAGGAGGAACAAUGGAUUAAGGAGAUGAAGAAGUUGCUGUCCAAUGAGAGCUUUUACUACAGCACAGCAGGAUCUGGGAGUGGCAGUGGGGAGGUGCUGGAUAUCACCCUGUGUGCUCAGCGCCGCUUCACUACAGCCUCUUCUACAGACAAUAGAUUCUUUUGGAACCGAAUGCUCCACUUGCACCCAAAGCGAUUUGGAGUGGACUGUGACCAGUGGCUGGUUAAGGUGAUGUGUGGCAGUGUGGAGUUCUCUUCAAUCUAUAUGAACAACCAUUCUCCCAAGAUCCUCAUUAUCUCGCGACUGAGUUGUGAGAGAGCUGGUACCAGGUUCAUGGUGCGUGGGGUCAACGAUGGAGGUCAUGUAGCUAACUUUGUGGAGACUGAACAGCUGAUCCACAUUGACACUAUGGAUGAUCUUGUGCUGUCUUACAUUCAGACUCGUGGCACAGUGCCACUUUUCUGGGAGCAGCCAGGGCUCAAUGUUGGUUCACACAAGGUCAGAAUGUCCAGAGAGCCAGAGAUAUCUGUCAAGGCGUUCCAGAAGCAUAUGAGGUUCAUGCGAGAGCGUUAUGGUCGCCAAGUUGUAUUGAACCUGCUGGGCACUGGUGUCACAGGCCGAAGUCAAGGAGAGGCAGCCCUGUCUCACUUGUUUCAGAUCCAGCAUCUCAAUUGCCCAUGGAGUAAAGACUCACCACACAUUGUGUUUGACUUCCAUCAAGAGUGUCGUGGGACUACUGACGCUCUAGCAAAAAAAUUACAGCCAAGGAUAAAAAAUGAAAUGGAAACAUUUGGUUACUUCACUUCCAAGAAAGGACAAGUACUGUCGCUUCAGCGAGGAACCAUGAGAACCAACUGCUUAGAUUGUUUAGAUCGAACCAACCGAGUCCAGACCUAUCUUGGUCUGGACACCCUGAGCAAGAUGCUGGAGUACCUGGGUGUGGCCAACAAUGGUGUGAUUGUCCAGAGAUUUGGUAACAAGUUAGAGGAAAUGUGGAAAGACAAUGGAAACAGAAUUAGCCAGAUAUAUGCAGGAACUGGAGCCCUUCAAGGAUCUAAGCUGAUUGAUGGGGCAAGGUCAGCUGCCAGGACAUUACAAAACAACCUUCUAGACAGCAGCAAGCAGGAGGCCAUUGAUAUUCUGCUCCAUGGGAAUCUGCUUAACAACUAUCUGGCUGCUCACUCCCGCUCCCUGCUGCCUUCAUCCUUUCUAUAUGCCCCCAUCAGUGUGCUGCGGCAGCUUUGUGAUCUCUCUCAACAGUACACCAGUCCCAUCCCCAUGAGAGUGGCAGUGGGCACUUAUAAUGUUAAUGGGGGAAAGCACUUUCGCAGUCUAGCCUACAAGCACCUCUCUCUAGAUGACUGGCUUCUUGACUGCCGGAAGAACACUCUCCAGAGCUCCAUGUUGACAGCACUGGUGGACACAACUCCAGAGGAGGAGGCAGCCCAGCAGAGCCGUGUGCCUGACAUCUUUGCCAUUGGUUUUGAGGAAAUUGUAGACUUGAAUGCCACAAAUAUUGUGCAGAACACUCAGUGGUCUGAGAAUGCUGCAUCUUGGGGAAAGGAACUUCAAAAGGUAAUUUCUCGUGAUGAAAAGUUUGUGAUGGUAACCUGGUCACAGCUGGUUGGAGUGGCACUCUUUGUGUUUGUAAAUGAGCGACAUGCUGGCCAUGUUAAGCAUGUCUCUGUGGAGAGUGUUAAGACUGGCAUGCAGGGUGCUACAGGUAACAAGGGUGGUGUUGGCAUCAGAAUGGUAAUUCACAACACUUCCAUGGCAUUUGUGUGCUCUCAUUUUGCUGCGGGCCAGAAGGAAAUACAGGAACGUAACAAUGACUAUGACACCAUUGCAAGGAAGAUGAUCUUUAAUCUUGGCAUUCCAUUGUGGGCACAUGACUACGUGUUCUGGUGUGGUGAUUUCAACUACCGGAUCAAUCUGACCCGUGACGAAGUGAUCGACAACAUACAACGAGGGGAGUGGGAAUACCUGCUCCAACAUGACCAACUAAAGAUAAGUUAUGCAGAAGGUAAAUGCUUCAAGGGGUUUAUUGAAGGAGAAAUAAGUUUUGCUCCAACCUACAAGUAUGACCUGUUCUCUGAUGACUACGACACUGGCGACAAGCAGCGCAUUCCUGCCUGGACAGACCGAGUUUUGUUCUGGCGACGGCAGUAUAAAAAGGACCGAGACAAUACCAACUGGAGCCCAGGGUGCAUCACCCAUUAUGGCCGAGCUGAACUGAAGCAGAGUGACCAUCGACCAGUCCUGGCAGUUAUUGAGGUAGAAGGAAAUGUUGUGUCUUCACCAAGUCUGAAUGCAGCCUAUGAAAGUGUGGUGGCCUCAUUGGGACCCUCAGACUGUACUGUGGUGGUGCAGCUGCCUGAGGAGAAGGUGCACAACUUGCCUGAAGGUGUUGACACAGACUCAGUGUUUGAUGAUGAGACACUUGGUGCAGUGCAGGAGGCCAUGGGUGCUGUGGGGUCUGUGGUGCUGGUGCGCUUUGUGGACAACCGUGUGUGGUUCACCUUCAGCGACUCCCAGACUGCACUUAAAGCAGUCUCUACUAGCCCUUUGAAGGUGUGUGGGCAGGAACUUGAGAUACGCCUGAAAACAGAGGCAUGGCGGGAGCAGCUUGACCAAGAGCUGGCCCUUUGUGGGGACACAACAGCACCGCUUAUUGAUGAGGAUGCCACACUAAUGCAGCUGGAAGAUGAAGAUCCCACAUUCAGCCUCAGGAACAUGGAAGGUGCUCUCGAGGAAUUGUACCUGAGUCAGGCUGUUGGGCAUGAGCAGGAGGAGGAGGAAGAAAAUGAAGUAGGGGAGCUCCAGCAGCAGCCUUCACGCAUUCCACCAUCUCGGCCUACUCCCUCACGACCCCCUCCACCCCGACCCACUCCCCCCGGAUCCACCCCUAGUUCUCCUGCACCAGCUCGUCCUCAGGCUCAGGGUCCCAAGGUGAUGGUCAUCACCAAGUCCACCCGGGCAGCCCAUUCUUCUGAGGGCCCUCCUCAGAGGUCUGUUGCAGAACUCUCAGGUCCACCAGAGAAACCUGCACGACCCUCUCGUCCUGUUGUCCCAACCCACUCUGCUCCCCCUUCACAACCUGCUCCCCCUUCACAACCUGCUCCCCCACUACAACCUGAUCCUUCAUCACAGACUGUUCCUUCAUCACAGUCUGCUCCCUCAUCACAGCCCAAUUCUCAGGAGAGCCUACAGUUUCCCUCUUCACCUUCAGAGACUCCUGUCACAAGUUCUAUAUUCGGAGGUUCUCUCUCAAGUCCACCAGAUGUCCAACCAGAAGUCAAGCGUUCGGUAUCUCCUUUUGGUGCUCCACCUCCCCUACCUGAUAAUUUUCCUCCUCAGGUGUCUUCUGGUCCCAAGCCAACCUCACCUCCUCAGCCUGCCCCUCAAUCCUUGCCUCCCCGUCUCCCCAGCAGACUCACUGGACCCCAGCCUAUACCUGCUAGUAGCUCGGAAAACAAAAAUGUUUCAACAGAUUCUCCACCAUCUGAGCCUCCUCCUGGUCCUCCUCCUGGCCUACCUCCCACCCUACAGUCCAAUGGUCCACCCUCAGUUCCUUCGCGAUCCUUGCCUCCAGUGCCAGGUAGGACCACAGCUGGCCCUCCCCCAGUUCCCAAUAGAAACCUGCCUCCUGUCCCAGCCCGUAACCUGCCCCCUGUCCCUCCUAGGAAAUGAUUUUUCCCCAUACUUAAUCCCUCAUUGCCUAGUCAUAGGCCAACACCAAAGAAAUUAGUUGGUGCCACUGUCUGUGUGUGUGUGUGGGUGUAUAUGACUGAGUGCAUGCAUGUCUGUGAGCAAGUCAUUAAUUCCAGCAGUAGCACAUAUAAGCUGCUAUUUAACAGAGGUCAAGAUGUUAAGACAGUGAAGUGUGACCACUAAUCCCCCCUGAAGUGCUUCCAAGGGAUGAUGAAAUAAUUUAUUCCUCAAGCCUUGGCUUUACAAAUGUCACAACUCAUACUCUUAUGUGUCUCAAUACUCAUAUGUAUGCAGAGGUGAAAUGUAUUGUUCAUAUGAUCUCCAUUUAUUUUAUGGUAAUGCAUCAGAGCAAAACUGUGGUUCUCAAAGUUUCUUUGGCAGAGUAAAUGGAUGUUAUAGUAUUAUACUCAUGGUCUUGUGAUGUCUGGACAGCAAGUUUUGAUUAUGGUCUGUUGAACUUGCAUAAUCUUUUGCAGUUAUGAUAAUGAACCAUGUAAUGUGUUUUGCUCCCCAUGCUUCAGCAUGAUGGGCUGGCUUAGCCUUCAGAGGAGUCUUAAAUAUAAUCAAGUACAGUAUUUUCUAGUCACAAUUGACAUGACUUUAAACACCACUCAUUGGCAGUUGUUUGAUUUAUAAAGUGGGUGUGAAAUGUCCUUGCAUAUCACAGUAUGAAUGCUGAAUAAGGUCUUGUUGAGUUUGACACAUGGACAUUUAUUCUCAGCUGUAGCUGUAAGGCAUACCCUGUCUCUGUGUAUUGCAUGAGUGUUGAGGUAAAACUUCAUUCCAGCUCUGUGCGCUUGUUGGUAUAGGUCACUGAUUUGCACAAUGCCUCACUUAAACAAAAUAGCCUCAGAUGUCAGAGAUGGAAGAAUCCCAUUACAUGAUUCACAAAAAGAAAAAUGCAAAGAUUAGUAUUAUACUGAUGAAUUAUAAUAUAGGUAUUUCUUUCCUUAUGUAUUAAAGGAUUGAAGAGUGUACUAUAAUUCUAACAUUAUCAAGAAUUACCCAAAACACCUUAUAAGAAUGGAAUUACUGUAAGCUAGAUAGAUCAUUUCUUUCUUUUUACUUUUCCUUUUCCUUUCUUGUUCAACACCUAAUAAAUUUUUGUGAAAGUGGGGCAAGUCAUAACAUAAUGCUUUUUUACAUUAUGGUUGAAAUAGUUAAUACAUAUUUUGAUUAAUAUGAUAAUGUAUGUACACUACAUACAUCAUAGCUGGGUACAAUGACAAAAAAUUCAUUGCAAUGAUUGAUAAACUGAUUAUGAUGAGAACUUCAUCAGCUGUAGCUUAUAAUUGAUAACUGUUGAUAAAUCUUUUGGCCAAUAACUAAUAAAUUGAUAAAUUUUAAAUUCUCAUACUAGCAAUAAUGAUAUUGGUAUUUCUAAUUUGAAAAUUGAUAAAUUUAAUCUUUAUUUUUAUAUUUAGCCUGAAAAAAUAAAAAUAAAAAUAACUUCAAAUUCAAUGUUUAUCUUGUUUCUUCAUUAGUGACGAGUACUGUUUUAAGUUAAAUAACCAGUAGUAAGUACUACAUUGAUUUAGAAAGUUUAGAACUUCAACAUGCUCAUGUUCCAAAAACAAAAAUUAUUGAUAUCGCUACUUUUGGAACCAAAAGUAUCGAUACCAAUAAAUUGAUAAUGAAGAUAUUGGAUUACUUGGUAUCAAUGAUGCCCACCUAUGCAUAUUAAUGAGUCAUACACCUGUUUUGUUUGCUUUUUACUGGUGUCUUCUAUUCUUGCUGGCAUUUCUCUUAAAGGAUAGCCAAGACAGGGUAUCUAAAUAAUGACUUGUCUCUAGUGUCUUGUAUUUAUCUGUAUACAUUUAAUGUCUACUCUGGGAACUCUUCCAAGGGGACAGUAGCCAACUGUCUCUUAGAUGACAUUUCAUGACAUACACUGGUAAAUUUUGUACACUUCAAAUUUACAGAAAUUAUAUUUUGUAUCAAAACACACAUUCAUAUUAUGUAAAAUAUGAAAAUUAUAAAUAUCAUGUUUGUUCAUGUUGCAGUGAUAACUUUUCUGCUAUUAAAGAGGAAUAUAAAAUGGAUAAAAGUGCUGUUUAUAAUUUUGUAAUUGUUGUUUACUAUGUGAGUAUUUGUAUAUUGCUGAUUUAUAAAUAUAUAUUUUAUAGGUUUUAGUAUUAGUAUUAUAAUGGAUUAUCAUAUUGAUAAAUAUGGACCACAUUUGUUAUGAUAUAUAUUUCUUUUUCUUCUAGCUAUGAAACUUUCCUUACAUCUUCUGUUGAAAAAAUAGUUAAGUUUCAUAGAUCUACAGAAAUAAUGUUAAUAAUUAUUUGUUCUUGACCAACCUGUGUGACAUAGCAUCAUCCUUGCCAAAGUGUUUAUAGAUCAUUACAGUGAGCAGUGACUCAAGAGAAUAAAUAUCCUGUUUAACUUGCCACUCACUCAAAUAUGAUAAACCCCCCAAAAAUAUGACUUCCAGAAGAGUUAGAUAAGAUGCACCCAUAUUUAUAAAAUUAAAUUUAUUUAUUGUUGAAUGUAUUAUGCCUCCUUAUAUCCAUGACGAACAGGUAGAUCCUGUGAGGUUUGGUGUACAAGAGUUGAACUGGAAAAAAAAAUAAUAAUAAUUUGUGUCUUAAAUAUUUUUUAUUUCAUCAAUAUUCUUCACACAGCAAAAUUUUUGGUUAGAAACUUGACUUUACAUGAUUUUUUUGAAGAAUGAGUAUAUAUACAUUAUGUUCAAAUUUUGCUUAUUCAACAGCACUGAGUGAAAGAAUAAGAAGAAUACAUACAUGCAUUAUAAUUGAAUUUUGUUUAGCAGUGCUGAAUCAGAAAGUAAGAUUAAUGAGAUUGAAAAUAUGUAGGCCACAUACAGUAAGUAUAGAAUUAGUUCUGAUCAAGAACUAAAAAGAAAAAUCACCAUGUAGUGUUGAAGAUGAAUAUGCAGUUUCACAAGUUGUAAUCCAGUGAAGUUUAAUUCAUAUCAAGAUUGAUUCAGAUUUCUGAAAUGCUAACACCAACAAUGAAAAUAAAAUUAGUAUACUGUUAACUGAAAAAAUAAUUGCAGGUCAGGCCUUUUGAUAUCACACUCCAUGAAGUGUUGCAGGUGGCACAUAACACUACACAGUUGCUAUGGAGACUGGAAGUAAGCAAAUAUGUACUUGUUGACGUGAUGUUACAUUGCUCGUCAUGUUGCACUAGUAAUUUGUUGUCUAUUGAAAGUUUACAGAAUUUUGUUGUUACAUUGUUAGUGGAAGAUAAUUUAAAUGAUGUUCAACACAUUCCAUAUUUGUAAGAUUGGCUCAGGAGUGUUUCUGAUGUUGGGGUUGACAUUGACAGGAAUGUUGAACUUUAAGAAAUGUACACUAACAAACAUAAACAGAUGUUUACACUCACCUGUUCAACACAAACCUGGAAAGGCAAGCAGCUUACAGUUAUGUUCUGUCAUGACAUUCCUCAACUUACAGAAGCAGUCAACUUUCACGAGUGUCAUGUAUGGGAAGGAUGUGUUGUUUUGGACUGGAUGCCAAGUCAAUGGCACUGGACAUGAAGAGGGCUGGGUAGUAGGGAGAUGGCAGAAGGCACCACACCAUAACCACAAUAAAUGUAGUAUUGUCCAUGGUUGUUGAGUGACAUGGUUGUUGUAAUUUAAUUUGUAGAUAUGUAAAAAAAAAAUAUACUGGCAAUAAAUAUAAAGUAAAUCAA
Messenger RNA from Portunus trituberculatus (swimming crab), 7753 nucleotides. It is a transcript of the gene Synj, whose product is annotated as synaptojanin-1-like. Gene Ontology annotation, biological process: phosphatidylinositol dephosphorylation; synaptic vesicle endocytosis. Bases 14 to 4072 code for a protein of 1352 amino acids. The transcript has 23 exons. The record is from RefSeq and is a predicted model, not a curated record. NCBI's taxonomy places the organism in Eukaryota, Metazoa, Arthropoda, Malacostraca, Decapoda, Portunidae. Gene Ontology annotation, molecular function: nucleic acid binding; phosphatidylinositol-4,5-bisphosphate 5-phosphatase activity.